AACACACAAAUGAGACAAAUUCCAGUUUCUCCCUUUAUUCCAACGGAUCACCAUGUUGUUAGUGUCCGGCGUGAAGUCAGCUUUUAAGGGACAUCCAUCACAUGUCUGGGUGCUCUCAUUUGUCCUAUGGAGCGCGGCGGUUGUGCUGGUCAGCAGUGGGGAAGUAAGGCGACGAGAGAGCCGUGCCCUCAGCACAGGAUGCCCUGCCACCCCAGUUGAUUGCAGUCUGUCUGAGUGGACCACCUGGACCCGCUGUGACCCCUGCCACAGGAAGAGGUACCGCUAUGCUAAGCUUCUCCAGCCGUCUGAGUUUGGGGGAGAGCCGUGUAACAUCCAAGGCCGAGAGGAGGAGUCCUGCACCCCACCAUCCCGCUUCAAAUGCACCAGCGCCCCCCUCUGCCAGGGCUUUGUGUGCGCUGUCACAGGGCGUUGUGUGCUGGAGGGACUGCGCUGUAACGGUGAUGACGACUGUGGUGAUGGCUCAGAUGAGAAAGGUUGCAAGAAGGUGUUCCGAACCUGCCGCGAGGAGGCUGAGGAGUACUAUGGCAUUGAAAACCUUGCCAAAGGAUUUAACGUCCUCAACAGCCACCUGGAGGGCUUGGUACUGGACAACCGUUACUAUGCCGGUGGCUGUUUGCCCCACUUUAUCCAGGAUGUGCGAUUUAGGAAACCCUACAACCUGCAGCACUACAUAUUUGAGACUAAAGGCUCCUAUGACUUUAGAAUGGAGGUUCAUGAUUCAUAUUCUGACUACAUGAAGGACAGCAAAAGAAGCAGCCUCUCCGAAACGUCAGUGUCCUUCGGAAUUAAAAUCCCAGGCGUCUUUGAGGUGGGCUUCAACUAUGACGAUUCCAAGUACAAAAAUUCGGUGGAGAGGAUACGACGUCUUUCAGGAACGAAAAACAGCUUCUUGCGUGCGCGUUCCCAGAUUGAGUUGGCCCGCUACGCCCUUAAGGCGGAUGGCCUGAUGCUACAUCCAGACUUUUUGGGGCGACUGAGAGCACUGCCUCUCGAGUACACCUACGGGGAGUACCGACAGAUCUACAGGGACUUUGGGACACACUACAUCACUGAGGCCACGCUCGGUGGAGAAUACGACUUGACCAUUAUCCUCAAUGAGCAAAAGCUGCAGUCAUCAGGCUAUAGUCUGGUGGACUCACAGCGCUGCGUAGAAGCUGGACUGAAAUUGGGAGCCAAUAUCAAGGGGGUCUAUGUGACGCUCGGGGUCUCUGGUGGAGCUUGCAAAGGCUUGUUGGAAGAAAUGGAAUCACACACGGGUGCAGAUUCCCUCGUGGAGGACUAUGUGGCGGUGGUGAAGGGAGGAGACAGUGAGUCCAUCACACAGCUGGCCAGUAAGACUCUCCCCACCCAGAAGCUGAUGCAACAGUGGGGAGAUGCUGUUUACUACAACCCUGACUUCAUUCACACCAAGAUGUCGCCCUUGUACGAGCUGGUUACCUCCAGAGACUUUGUCAAUGAGCGGACCCUGAAGAAGAACCUGAGGAGGGCUCUGGCUGAAUACCUGGCUGAGGCCAGCUCCUGCCUCUGUGCCCCUUGCCAGAACAACGGGGUGGCUGUCCUUAAAGGCACACGAUGCGAGUGUGUGUGCCCCUCAGGAGUCAGGGGACUCAGUUGUGAAAUCACUCAAAGAUCAAACAUGGGGGUUGAUGGGAAUUGGAGCUGCUGGUCCAGCUGGUCGUCUUGCAGUGGGAGGACCCAGCACCGAACGCGCCAGUGCACCAACCCAGCACCUGCCAAUGGAGGAGCGGCAUGCCAAGGACCCCAAGAAGAAACCACCGACUGCAUCUGAUUGUGUCUGAAUUCUGCUUAACUGACAAGCGUCACUUUGGCUGUGUUCAUGUUAUUUGUUUCUUGAAUAAAGCUUUCUUAUGAUAACCACUAA
Messenger RNA from Alosa alosa (allis shad), 1903 nucleotides. RefSeq names its product complement component 8, beta polypeptide (gene c8b). The transcript has 12 exons. Lineage: Eukaryota; Metazoa; Chordata; Actinopteri; Clupeiformes; Clupeidae. Gene Ontology annotation, cellular component: membrane attack complex. The coding region runs from base 53 to 1810 and encodes 585 amino acids. Gene Ontology annotation, biological process: immune response. The record is from RefSeq and is a predicted model, not a curated record. Gene Ontology annotation, molecular function: protein binding.